AUGGCCUCCAAGCAAACUGUUUUCCGUUUACAAAGCAGGCAAAGCAUUGUUGACCUUACCACAUCUACAGAGGAGAUACCCAAGGCUGCAGCUUAUGAAGUUCUUGUAAAGGUUCGCAGUGUUGCGCUGAACUUUCGAGACUUAGCCAUCGCUACUUCUCGGUACCCAUUUCCCGUCAAAGACAAUGUGAUCCCUAUUUCGGAUGCAGCUGGCGAAAUCGUUGAGAUCGGACCUAAUGUCCAAGGAUUUACUAUAGGCGGUCCAGUGGACGGCGUUCUUCGGAAUUACCUGCCUAUCAACGCGGACUCGGUUAUUAAGGUUCCUAAAGAGUCUUCCUUGAAGGCUUCACAGUGGGCUGCACUUGUCUGUACCGGUACCACCGCUUGGAAUGCUCUUUAUGGGAAUGUUCCUUUGAAGCCAGGCCAGACUGUACUGUUCCAAGGCACCGGCGGCGUUUCCAUCACCGGAUUAGUCUUGGCUAAAGCAGCGGGAGCAAAAACAAUUAUUACCUCAUCUAGCGAUGAGAAGCUGGCCUAUGUGAAGGAGAAAUAUGGCGUUGAUCACACCAUCAACUACAAAGUCCAUCCAGAAUGGGCUCAAGAAGUGCAAAAUAUUACCCAAGGAAAUGGUGUUGACUAUAUUUUUGAGAAUGGUGGAUCUGGUACGAUUAAACAAAGUAUUGACUGCAUUGCUUAUGGGGGGGUGAUAUCCAUCAUAGGCUUCUUAUCUACUGCCAAGCAAGAGGAAAUGCCAGAUGUAGCUGCUCUUGCCCUUUCCAAAGGCUGCAUCGUUCGGGGAAUUACUGUCGGGUCGAAGCAAUUGCUUGAAGAAUGCGUGCGCUUUGUGGGUUCUCACAACUUGGACAUUCCGGUGGAGAAGACAUUGCCAUUCACUGAAGAGGGUGUGAGGGCUGCUUAUAAAUAUUUAUCAGAGGGUCAACAUAUUGGGAAAGUUUGCAUCGACUUUGAAUAA
Trichoderma breve is the source of this 972-nucleotide messenger RNA. Its product is annotated as zinc-binding dehydrogenase domain-containing protein. Gene Ontology annotation, molecular function: oxidoreductase activity. Lineage: Eukaryota; Fungi; Ascomycota; Sordariomycetes; Hypocreales; Hypocreaceae. The coding region runs from base 1 to 972 and encodes 323 amino acids. The transcript is spliced from 4 exons. The record is from RefSeq and is a predicted model, not a curated record.